AUGGAAACCGGCGCGGUAAGCAAGAAGGCAGACCCUAAAUCCAUAGCAAGUAGAGUACUAACCUGCCCUGGUCCUUUCUCGACCGUGCGGUUAGCACAAUCCUCGAUAAGUGGACAUAUUCGUCCAGCGGCAGUCACUAUUGUUGAGAUAAUGCAAAAUCUAGAGAGAGAUGGUCUCGGAAAGGUUAUUGUCGUGGAUAGAACCACUGUGUUUUAUAAGAGCCUUCCGUGCAACGUUGACGAGGAGGUCCUCGGAAACUAUGGUGUUAUUCUUGGAAACUACAGUAACCAAUUCAAAGAGAGGUGA
This is a messenger RNA of Porites lobata, 306 nucleotides long. The record is from the annotation of a GenBank genome assembly. Lineage: Eukaryota; Metazoa; Cnidaria; Anthozoa; Scleractinia; Poritidae.